AUGGACCGAAUUGACCCAAGAGUAAGACAAGCUGAUUGCCAGCGUAAUGUGCUUGAGGGUUUUGGGGGCGUCGGCAAAAGUCAGUUAGCUCUCGAGGCUGCUUAUCGCCUCCGUGGAAAAGAUCCGGAGUUAUCUAUUUUCUGGGUGUCUGCGAUCAGUCGAACAAUGUUCGACAGUGACUAUCGAGACAUUGCAAGACAGCUUGGGCUCGGAGAACACAAUGAUCCAGCAAAUACAAAUUUACUUACCAAAGCUGCUCUGGAAAAGAAGAUUGUUGGAAAAUGGCUCUUGAUCCUUGAUAAUGCGGACGAUGUCCAGCUACUUUUCGGCAACGAUGAUACUGAGGGCCUUGUUGAAUAUCUCCCAUAUAACCCCAACGGUUCUAUCCUUGUUACUACGCGAACCCACGAAGUGGCCAGCAGGCUAGAUGUUUCACCGUCAAAUAUCAAUAUUAUUGAAAAUAUGAACAAGAAAGAGGCUCUUCAGCUUUUGCAGAAUGGGCUACAACAACGACAGCUGCAUGACGUAGAAAGCGUACAUGGCCUGCUCGACCUACUAGCAUAUGUUCCCCUAGCUGUCAAACAAGCAGCUGCUUAUAUGGCGAGAACGGAAAUGACGGCAACUAGAUAUCUACGCCAUUGUCGUGCAAGUAACAAUACCCUUGUCGACCUGCUCAGCAGCAACUUUGAGGACCGCUGUAGAUAUAAAACUCGGAACCCGAUUGCAACAACUUGGCUUAUCUCGUUUGAGCACAUCUCACGGUAUAACCCAUUAGCAGCUGAUUAUCUGAAGCAGCUGUGCUUCUUUGGGAACACGAACAUUCCCCGCACAUUGCUGCCUGAAGAAUAUGAACUAGAGUCCGACGAGGCUCUGGAUGUGCUGAAGGAGUACGCCUUCAUCACUGAGCGGGAAGAGUCAGGCUCCUUUGACAUGCACCGGCUUGCGCACCUUGCUAUGCGCAAUUGGAUAGAAGAAAAUGAAAACUGCUUUGAAUGGAUUACCAAAGGAAUAGAGCUUCUUGACGUCCAUUUUCCAGCCCUAGAAUAUAAUAACAUCGUCGCCUGUAUAAAGUAUCUGCCCCAUACGCAAUUAGCCUUGCAAUUCGGACAACAUGCCUGGAAUAGUGAGGCUGUGUACCGUCUUCUCAGGAAGAUCUCCUGGGACGAAACUGCCGAAUCAAGACUGUGGGAGGUAUUCGAACUUGCGAAAAAGGCGUUGGUUGCACCUGUACCUUUGGCCCAGGAGAAAUAUGAAGAAGCCGAGCUGUUGUUCCGAGAAGCUUUCGAGCUCAGAAGCAUGGCAGUGGGCGAAGAGAAUCUCCAAUCCAUUGACGCUCUGCACUAUCUUGCCGGCGCAUUAUACAGGCAGCGGAAAUAUGGCGAAGCUAAGAUACUAUACGUACGAGUGAUAGAGCUUAAAAGGAAGAUGUGGGGUGAAGCGCAUUCUAACACGCUUGAAACUAUAGGAUAG
Daldinia caldariorum is the source of this 1470-nucleotide messenger RNA. RefSeq names its product P-loop containing nucleoside triphosphate hydrolase protein. Lineage: Eukaryota; Fungi; Ascomycota; Sordariomycetes; Xylariales; Hypoxylaceae. Gene Ontology annotation, molecular function: ADP binding; protein binding. Bases 1 to 1470 code for a protein of 489 amino acids. The record is from RefSeq and is a predicted model, not a curated record. The transcript has 3 exons.